Molecule: messenger RNA, 1116 nt
Organism: Scedosporium apiospermum
Lineage: Eukaryota; Fungi; Ascomycota; Sordariomycetes; Microascales; Microascaceae
Product: actin
Exons: 4
Coding region: 1-1116 (371 amino acids)
Source: RefSeq, a predicted model, not a curated record
AUGAGUGCUCCUGCUAUAAUCAUUGAUAAUGGAACCGAUACCAUCAAAGCCGGUUUUGCGCAGGAGGAUAUACCAAGUGUAGUCUUUCCAUCAAUCAUAGGGGGCGAGCCAGACUUCCCAGUGGGAUAUGUCGCCAAAGGAAGGGGCGGCAUCUUAAACCGCCCGAUACGUGGUGGAGGACGAAUUACCGACUGGACUCAGAUGGAAAAGGUGUGGCACCACAUGUACAGCGAGCUCCAAGUGUCUCCGGAUGCCCACCCUGCUAUCCUCACUCAGCCUCUCAACGAGGUAGAGUAUAGCAAGCAAAAUACUUCUAAUAGCCUUUACGACAUAUCGAAUCGAAAGAAGAUGAUGGAAGUGUUUUUCGAGACCUUCGACGUUCCGGCUUUCUACAUUUCCAGCCAGGCCAUCCUCGCCGCUUACGGUGCGGGCCGUAGUCAGGGGAUCAUCGUCGACUCGGGCCACGAGGAAACCCGCAUCGCCUGGGUCUGGCAAGGAGCUUGUCUUGGCUACGCGGCCAUCACCACACCGCUUUCUGGCACCACUGUGACAAACUCUCUUGCCAAGCUUCUCAAAGGUCAUGGCCUUCCAUCCCAUCCAGAGAUGGCUGCAGAUGUGCUGGCUGAUAUAAAAGAAAGGCUCUGCGAGGUGUCUGUGAAUAAAGACGUGCAGGGCGGUGGUGAUGAGAAGUCUUAUCAGCUGCCAGAUGGUCGGACGAUCAAGAUCGGCAGAGAGCGCUUCCUUGCCGCUGAAACUCUUUUCGACCCGAGCCUCUCUGAUUCUCCUCAGGCCAAGAGCCUUCAGGUAGCCAUCAAUGACUGUGUCCAAAAGACGGACGAUGAUCUUCGAAGAAGAUUGUACGGCCAGAUCAUCCUUACUGGUGGAAAUUCUAUGUUACCUGGAUUGGCACAGCGGCUUCAGACCGAGAUCACAUCUCUCGCGCCACCGCAGACGGCGGUUUCUGUCAUCUCACAGCCCAACCGAAAGUACUCCGUCUGGGUGGGUGGAACUCUCAUAGGUCGUAUGCCCGCCUUCUCCGAGAUUGCGGUUUCGAAAGAGCAAUACGCCGAAGUUGGCUCGUCUAUUGUUCAGCAGAGGUUUGGCGCUGGGUUCUAG